This is a messenger RNA of Anthonomus grandis grandis, 1606 nucleotides long. It is a transcript of the gene Scsalpha1, whose product is annotated as succinate--CoA ligase [ADP/GDP-forming] subunit alpha, mitochondrial. The record is from RefSeq and is a predicted model, not a curated record. Bases 147 to 1136 code for a protein of 329 amino acids. NCBI's taxonomy places the organism in Eukaryota, Metazoa, Arthropoda, Insecta, Coleoptera, Curculionidae. The transcript has 7 exons. Gene Ontology annotation, biological process: tricarboxylic acid cycle. Gene Ontology annotation, molecular function: succinate-CoA ligase (ADP-forming) activity; succinate-CoA ligase (GDP-forming) activity. Gene Ontology annotation, cellular component: succinate-CoA ligase complex (ADP-forming); mitochondrion.
UGUCACCAUCUUUCUAAUCUAAUUUGGGAUUCAUCCGUCGUGAAUCUUUGGAACACGACUGGGCUGGAUUAUUCAACAAAAGUCUGGCAAAACUUCUCUUUUAUGAAUUAGUGGUUGAUUAAGGAAAUUAGAAAAUACAUAGUGCAAUGGCUGUUUCCACGAGAGUAUUUAAAAUUUUGGGUGAAAGUACCAAAUUUACUCAAUGUAUCAGAUUCAAUAGUUAUGAAUCCUCAAGAUGGAAUUUAAAACUAAAUGCGAACUCUAAAGUAAUAUGCCAAGGAUUUACAGGAAAACAGGGCACCUUCCAUAGUAAACAAGCAAUUGAGUAUGGAACUAAAGUUGUUGGCGGAGUUUCCCCUGGUAAGGGAGGGAAAACCCAUCUGGAUCUUCCUGUGUUUAACACUGUAAAAGAGGCCAGAGAUGCUACUGGGGCUGAUGCAACAGUCAUUUAUGUGCCUCCACCAGGAGCAGCAGCUGCCAUUAAUGAAGCCAUUGAUGCUGAGGUGCCUCUUAUAGUGUGCAUAACUGAAGGUAUUCCUCAGCAUGAUAUGGUAAGGGUUAAGCAUAAACUUUUGAGACAAGGCAAGUCAAGGCUUAUUGGGCCUAACUGUCCUGGAAUUAUUGCACCAGAACAAUGUAAGAUUGGAAUCAUGCCGGGCCAUAUUCAUCAAAAAGGAAUUGUUGGUGUUGUUUCUAGAUCUGGUACAUUGACCUAUGAAGCUGUGCAUCAGACUACACAAGUAGGUUUGGGUCAAACUCUCUGUGUGGGAAUUGGUGGUGAUCCCUUUAAUGGAACAGAUUUCAUUGACUGCCUUGAAGUGUUCCUUAAGGACCCAGAGACAAAGGGUAUUAUUUUAAUUGGUGAAAUAGGUGGUGUCGCUGAAGAACAAGCCGCAGAAUAUUUAAACAAACAUAAUUCUGGUCCCAAUGCUAAACCAGUAGUUUCCUUUAUUGCUGGGCUUUCAGCUCCACCUGGCCGUAGAAUGGGUCAUGCAGGUGCUAUUAUUUCUGGUGGUAAAGGAGGUGCUCAAGAUAAAAUUAAUGCACUUGAAAAGGCAGGAGUUAUUGUCACAAGGUCACCAGCACAAAUGGGUACAGAACUCUUGAAAGAGAUGCGUCGUUUAAGCUUGGUUUAGAUAAUGAAUAUAUAUAAUUUAUUUUUAUUGAUAUAUGUAAAUAAGUAAUAAAUAUUUUAGGCCUUUUAUGUGGUGAUAUUCCCAUUACUUUAAAUUUAAUGGGAUUGUUAAGAUAUGAUUGAUGGUAGCAGCGCACGGUCAUGUCCCAUAUUGAGGCUAUUCAACUUUUUUUUUCAAAAUUCUUCGAAUAUUGAAAUAUUUCACAUUGUAGUAAGGCAUUUGAGCACAAUUCAUUUGAAAUACGCAUGGGCAAUAUUAUAGAUGCCAGUUGUAAUUAGGUAGAUAAAAUUUUAAAUAAUGUAAUUUGUUCUUAAAAAUUGAGACUUUAUACAUAUGUUACUCUGAAUUUACAUUAUACAUUGUAUUUUUAAUUGUUUAUAUAAUCCUAAUCAGAUGUAAUUUUUAUUUUAUAUUGCAUAUAUAGUUAUUAUACAUUUACCUGGAUUUGUUCAAUAAACUUGUUAGAUAAU